This is a messenger RNA of Amorphotheca resinae ATCC 22711, 2166 nucleotides long. RefSeq lists its product as hypothetical. Gene Ontology annotation, biological process: meiotic chromosome segregation. The coding region runs from base 1 to 2166 and encodes 721 amino acids. The record is from RefSeq and is a predicted model, not a curated record. Lineage: Eukaryota; Fungi; Ascomycota; Leotiomycetes; Helotiales; Amorphothecaceae. Gene Ontology annotation, cellular component: chromosome, centromeric region; nucleus. The transcript is spliced from 3 exons.
AUGGCACGCCUGAAUGAGUCCGCAGCAGCGUCGACAGAGAGCAUAGAGACUCUCAAGCGCAAGUUUAUGCGUCAGAACCGCGAUAUUGCUCGAGCAAAUUCCACACAGUCACUCCGUAUUCGAAGCCUAGAGAAUGAGACAUCGAGGUUACUGGCCGAAAACCUUGGGCUCAGGGAGCAGAUCCUACGACUCCAGAGCGAAUUAGAGAAUGGCAAAGCACAACGAAUAGCAGAUAAUGCUCGCGCCACCAAGUCACAACUCGAAGAAAAGCUGCUGGAGCUCGGCGCAUUAAUCAACAGCCUUGGAGACGAGCAAGUACGAAAGGAGAACUCGCCGCAGAUUGGAAAGGUAGCCAGGACCAGUCCCGAUCGAAGUCCAAAUCAAAGGGACUGGAGAAAUAUGUGCACACUGAGCGAAGCUGUUGCAGCACAGGAAGGGAGAUUGCCACCGAUUUUGGAGAAUAAGUUAUACCCCAGGAGGACUCUUGAACGGCAAGAAAUAGCAGAUAUUAUCUCAGAUGCGGCCGCAGAUACAACCGAUUCGCCUGAGAUUGGACCUCCGCCAAUCUCACAAUUUGUUGAUCUGGAUCCCGUCAAGAUUGACCUAGCCUUUAGGCCACGUAAGCUGGAUAAUGAAGAGCUCGUGGGCCUCAGUCCCGCCCUUUCGGUAAACCUUGAGCAAAGGAAGAAACGCAGGGACAGCCUUGGUGGCCCAGAGUCGAAGAAAGUCAGCAAAGUUGAACCAAUACAGGAUAAUUAUGAAAGCGCGGGUUCACUGAAGGCUGGAGCGAAGCGAAAAUUCAGUGUCAGGGACGAUGAAGAACGUGAAGUUGAUGCUAAACAGGCCGAUGUCUCUCCGGACGAAUUCAAGUUUACACGGGUGGCCAGCGAGGAGAGGUCAAGGAAUAAAGCAGCACCGUCUCAGCCCGAGAAGUCCGGCAACAAAGUAACGAGAGAAGUUGCAAUUGCAAAGGGAGCACCUGAAGACAAACAAUCUACUGCACCCAUAAGCAGGAAGGUUCUGGCCCCGAAAAGUGUCAACAAUUCCCCGAGGAAGAGCUCGAGGGUGAUGAUGAGCGACGAUAUCAAAGCCUCGAAAGUCGAUGCUGCCAAGGCGAACUUUGCGAAAGAAAGGCCACGGGAGCGAAGAGAAGAAACAGCAUCGAUCAAAGCCCCUGCGGAGCCCAUCAUCGAAACAGCCGAAGUUCAGGUUGAGCCGGAAACACCAGCCGGGUUAGAUAUCAUUUCCCCAUCUUCAUCACAACCAUCGACUGCUCGCGCGGAGUCUCGCGAUACCCCACCACCGUCAGAUCUGGGGUCAGGCACUGAGAGCCAACGUCCUAGUCGAAGAGCCCGGGGAAGCGUCAGCUAUGCGGAGCCCAACCUACGAGACAAGAUGCGGCGACCAACGAAGGAGUUGGUUGAUGCCGUGAUCAUCGAUGCCAAACCACAUCGCAUGAGCGCGGUCAAGCUCGAGGGUGAAAGUGCUUCAAAGGCAGUCAAGGUCAAACCGGAGCCUGAGACAGACGAUGAAUGGAAAAGGAUGCCACUUGCUUCAUCAUCAACAGUAGAAAAUAGUCCCCUGAGCGGAAAAGCAUCAACUGCGGGUGAAUUACCUAGUAGCAUCACAACCCACCGAAAACGACGAGAAUCGAUUCUCCAUCAAGCGGAGACGGAACUCUCUCCUUCCGAAUCUGGCAGUGUCAUUGCAGCCCUCGUAGCUGACAGGAGAAAGGCCAAAGCCGAGGCCAAGGAGAAAGAACUUCGGGGCAAAGACUCAACAGCAAAGUCUGCUGAAAACCCUAACACAUACGAAUCCAAAGAUCCUUCGCCGGCCCCUGCAGAGGAGGUCCCAGCUAAGGAGGUUCCAACCAAGAGAAAGGGGGAAAUGCGAACCUCGAGAGUCUCGAGACGUCACACUUCCGUACCACGAGAUCUAGCACACGGGGAUGAUAGUGAAGCUUCUGACAUCGAAGCUUCAAAGAAGGGGCGCCGACAGCCAACACUUGGUUCGAGAAGCUCCACUGCGAGGACAGAGGCGGGAAAAGAGGGGGAUGGGGCAAAGACUUUGAAGAAAGCUACGAGUGCCGCUUCUAUAACAGAGGCGGAAGCCACUGGCUCUAGGAGAGAGAGGAUUGCCGAACGGCGAAGGAGCAUGAUGUUAUGA